AUUUUCAUUUUGAGAUUACGUUCACCAAGGGAUAUUAGCCUUUCUCAGUUAAUACAUGCUGACUUAAAUUUGUGUCGUUUUGAACUUGUCUUCCCAUUUCAAUUUUACAAUCAGGAUGGAUUAAGAAAUUAACAUUUUUUCGGUGGAGCUUUUCUAUUUUUACUGAUGCUUCAGACGUUUGUGAUGAUAUGGCGACAUCUGGAACACUUUCUCUCGUUUUGAAUUCCAAAGGUUGAAAACAGAACGAGAUAAAGUAGCAUAGCAAAACAGGUAUUUAGAGAGCUUAGGAAACAUCAAGGGCGCACCCUUAACAUGCCAAUGCAGCAGUUUGCACUUUGUUUCAUAAUUAGCGCUUUAGUCACCAACUUUUGUCUGCAACAACAAUAAAUGACUGAGAAACAGUAGAUGCAGUGUGAUAGGAAGGACAAUGACUGCAAAAUGUUGGAGUUGGAAACGUUUACGCACUGCGCUGGACUAAAAUCGUAUACACGACUUUACCUGUGCGCACUAACUGAAAGUUGUAAAUCGGUAGGCGGCGCACGCUCAUGCCAUAUGCUUUUUACUUCCUCACUUAAUUUUAUCAGAAAACAAUACAGGAAGGAGAAGAGGUCGUCGGCACCAACCAACACGGUCUGUUGAUUCACGCAAUUUUCCGGACUUCGGUACUGUGUACACUGGUUCAGGCUUCUUUUGGGUGACAGAUCCAGCUUUUUAAAGUUUAGUGUACGAAAUCAAUGUGUAGUACACGUUAGCACAACACCUCACAGUUAGUUAGCUAUUAGAGUUUAUUUUGGUUAGGCCUUUCCAAGUUUUUUCCAAGUUUAAUUUACUAUACGCUGACGUUGUUUUUUUGUAGAGGGGGUUUUAGGAACAGACUGACGUUUUUCUGAUCCUCACCGCGGAGUCAAGACAUCGACCAAUCAGUCACUCAACCCGAUCAGCUUCGAUUCACCUGGAAGUAUUAAUUGUAAACAAUGAUGAAGCUUAGCCGGCAAUUUACAGUUUUUGGCAGUGCCAUAUUUUGUGUAGUGGUAUUUUCAUUAUACCUGAUGCUGGAUCACCUGCAAUUAGACCAUACCAAAAGUCCAAACGGUGGGGAUAGAUUACAAAAUGGUCAGUUGUCCAUCCUGCAGGACAAGAUUGACCGCUUGGAGAGACUACUGGCAGAGAACAAUGAGAUCAUAGCCAACAUCAGGGACUCCGUAAUAAACCUAAAGGAGUCGGUCAAGGAUGGCAGAGGUGGUCCUGACAGUGGGAACAUGAGUCAAGGGCCCUACCCGGAUCUGUUGGUGUCGCCUCCACUGGUCCUUCCCAUAGACUCCCAAGACUGUCAGUUUGCGGCAAGACAGUUCUCCAAGCCUGCAGAUGGUGUGCAGUUGCUGGAUGUAUAUGACCUCCUGACCUUUGACAACCCUGAUGGAGGAGUGUGGAAACAGGGCUUUGACAUCACCUACCAGGAGAAUGAAUGGGACAGCGAACCACUACAAGUAUAUCUUGUCCCCCACUCACACAAUGAUCCUGGAUGGCUGAAGACGUUUGACGACUACUACCGGGACCAGACUCAGCACAUUCUCAACAACAUGGUGGUGAAGCUAAACGAGGACAGUCGCAGGAAGAUGAUCUGGUCCGAGAUCUCCUACUUUGCCAAGUGGUGGGACAAUAUCGACAACCAGAAGAGAGACGCUGUCAAGAGUCUGGUUGAGCGAGGCCAGUUGGAGAUUACAACGGGCGGCUGGGUGAUGCCCGAUGAAGCCAACUCACACUAUUUUGCAUUAAUUGACCAGCUAUUGGAGGGACACCAAUGGCUGGAGAAAAAUUUGGGAGUGAAACCUCAGACGGGCUGGGCUGUGGACCCAUUUGGCCACUCUCCUACCCAGGCGUACCUGCUGAAACAAGCUGGCCUGGCCAACAUGCUUAUCCAGAGGGUGCACUACUCCAUCAAGAAACAUUUUGCCAGUCAGAAGACGCUGGAGUUCUUUUGGAGACAAAACUGGGACCCAGCCUCCAGCACGGACAUGCUAUGUCACAUGAUGCCUUUCUAUAGUUACGAUGUUCCCCACACGUGUGGUCCUGACCCUAAGGUUUGCUGCCAGUUUGACUUCAAAAGGCUUCCUGGUGGGCGGGUCAGCUGCCCCUGGAGGAUCCCCCCUCAGCCAAUCACGGAUGUAAAUGUACAACAAAGGGUUCAGAUGCUGCUGGACCAAUACAGGAAGAAGUCCAAGCUGUUCCGGACUAAGGUGUUGAUGGUCCCCUUAGGGGACGAUUUCCGUUACACAGAGGCCCUCGAGUGGGACCAGCAGUUCCAGAACUACCAGAAGCUUUUUGACUACAUGAACUCUCAUCCAGAACUGCACGUUAAGGCUCAAUUUGGCACCAUCUCUGAUUACUUCGGUGCUCUUCGGAAGUCGGCCAUGGACCCUGGGCACGCGAGCCUCUCUUUACCGGUGGUCAGCGGAGACUUCUUUACCUACGCAGACAGAGAUGACCACUACUGGAGCGGCUACUUCACCUCCCGACCCUUCUACAAACGCCUGGACCGCAUAUUGGAGUCGCACCUCAGGGGUGCUGAGAUUCUCUUCUCCCUCGCCCUGGCCAAUAUUCAGAGGGCUGGGAAGCCGAAUGGUUUUCCAUCUGUGGAGAGCUACAGACUGCUCACGGAAGCCAGGAGGAACCUGGGUCUCUUCCAGCAUCACGAUGCGAUCGCAGGCACCGGCAAGGAGUUGGUAGUGAUUGACUACGGUACCAGGUUGUUUCAUUCCAUUUUGAAUUUGAAACAAGUGAUGGUCAACUCCGCUCACUGGCUGAUACUGAAGGACAAAAAUGCAUACAGUCACAAUCCCUCAAAGGCCUUCCUACAAAUGGAUGACGUCCAGCCUGCUCAAGAUGCCCUGCCACGAAAAACCGUCCUGAAAAUCAGCUUGCAGCCUAGAUCUGUGGUAAUCUACAACCCCACGGAGCAGGACCGGAUGUCAGUGGUGACUGUGUAUGUGAACACUCCCCAUGUACGCGUGGACACGUCCCACAGUCAUCCCAUCCCUGCUCAGGUUAGCGCAGUCUGGGAUGACGCCACCACAGCCUCCACAGAGGCCUUCCAGCUGUCAUUCGUAGUUCAGGUGCCAGCACUUGGUCUUGGAGUCUACCACCUGAGCAAGGCCGAGGAGGGCGGGGCGGAGACUGCCCAGUACCUCUUCCUGAGGCAGGGUGGCGAGCUGUCCCUCAGCGUGAAGCAUUUCACCGUCAACAACCCCCAGGACGACACCACACCCGUCAGCAUCCACAACCCCCACCUCCAGGUCUGGAGCUCCGCCACCACCGGGCUGAUGGAGAGAUUGAAGCUGAAGGAGGACGGCUCAGAACACCGGAUCAAGGUGGAGUUUGCGUGGUAUGGUACCACCAGCAGCAGAGAUAAAAGUGGAGCCUACCUGUUCCUGCCCGACGGAGAAGCCAAGAUGUACUCUCCCGCUCAGUCUCCAGUGAUCAGGGUAACCAAAGGUUCUGUGUUCUCUGAGAUCACCACUACCUUCGAUCAUGUGACGCACACUCUACGCCUGUAUAAUGUCCAAGGUGUGGAUGGCCAGGCAGUGGAGAUAUGUAACUCGGUAGACAUAAGAGGGGAGUUCAACCGUGAAAUUGCAAUGAGGUUAACAUCAGAUCUUGACAGCAAGGAUCGAUUCUUCACCGACCUCAACGGAUUCCAGAUCCAACCGAGAAGAACCAUGGCCAAGCUUCCCCUCCAGGCAAACUUCUACCCCAUGACCAGUAUGGCCUACCUUCAGGACUCCGGUACAAGAAUGACCUUGCUCUCCGCUCAGUCCCUGGGCUCCGCCAGCCUCAAGAGCGGCCAGUUGGAGGUGAUCAUGGACCGUCGGCUGAACCAGGACGAUAACCGCGGGCUAGGCCAGGGUGUCCUUGACAACAAAGUUACCUCCAACUCCUUCCGGCUGCUACUGGAAAAGAGGGCCAAGACCGACAAUGAGGGGGAGAAACCUUCACCCCUCAGCUACCCAUCCAUGCUAAGUCAUGUAUCCUCACUGUACUUGAACCAUCCUCUGAUCCCCAUGGCAGUCAGCACUGAAGCAGGCUCCCUGUCUCUGACCCGCUUCAGCCCGCUGGCCUCAUCACUGCCCUGUGACAUCCACAUGGUCAACCUACGCACUAUCCAGUCGAAGGAGGAAGGGGGUGGCCCGUCAGACGAGGCGGCUUUGAUUCUGCACAGAAAAGGCUUUGACUGCGCCCUCUCCAAUAGGAACACAGGCCUCCUAUGUGCCACCACGCAGGGGAAGAUCCGCACAGAGAAGCUGUUUUCCAAUCUGAGACUCGGGAGCAUCGCCGCCGUGUCCCUUACUCUGAUGCACCAGACCGAGGGGGGGUCGAGCCAGGAAGAAAUCAGCCUUAAACCAAUGGAGAUCAGUACAUUCCGCGUGCAGCUGACAUGAGCGCUGGCCAGAGAGCCUAAUGAGUGACUGCCGUGGCAUGCGCCCAACAUCCGGCCUCUGUUCCUGUGCUGAGAAAAAAUAAACCACACUGUAAGCCAGGCUACACAGAAGCCUGGAUUUAAAUGACAUUCUUCAAACAGUCAGAAGGAGAGAAAUAUGUAGAGGGUUAGAAAGAAGAGGGAGCUGGACAAGGAAACGUAACUUACUUUAAACAUUGUUCUAAAAGUGCAAUAUGAUUGUCAUAAAUGAUAGGAGUACAGUAUCCCUAGUUUCGGUCUCAGGUUCUGAAUGUGUUGCUGACUAACAUCAUGUUGAAAUUUCACUAACUUGCUCUUUAAAUAGGCUGCACGUUCAGACAUUUUCCCACAAAUAUGAUUUUUACAAUGUGAUUCUUCAAUUACAGGAAAUAUUGCUUGCCUGCUUGAAAAUCUGACAGUCAAUUAAUUCUAAAUGUUGUUUUUAUAUUUUGCAGCGAUUAGCAGUUAUUUAGGAGAUAGUUGAUUUCAUGUGGAAUGCUGUUUUUAUUUUUCCAAAGACCAAAUAUGUGCCUUAUUUCUCAGUUUUAUAAUGAGCCCCAUGUAGAAAUCUUUGUUGUUCCCUUUGGUUGAAAUGUUCUUCACGAUCUGCCAUUGACACAAAAUAACUGCAGCUAACAGUUGAUGUGACAUUACAUGAAUUAAUAUGGGUCUGUUAUUGUGACCUUCCAGUGUCUUGUACUAUGUGAUAUUUUACACCACUAUAAAAAUGUUUGAUGAUAUCCUAGGUGCCCUCUAUGGCUUCAGCAGAGAUUUGCAAUGUUCUCACUUUAGGCAAUGCUACUUGGGUUUUGAUGCACCUCUCGGUAAGGCGCUUGUCAGACGUUUUGUUCAAAGAUGUAUCAAUCCUGAAGCAAUGCAAUCCAUCAAGUAAAUCCAUGAUGUGCACUGACUGUUAACUUCAAGUGGUCACAAUGGAUAAAUCCCAAAUGGACAAAAGUAUGUAAAACAAAAGUUUGCCGACUAAAUAGUGUAACCUGAUUUUGGAACACAGGAUUUAGGUGUUGAAUAGAGCAGGUUUAGUAUAAUCUUCGACAGGUAAAAUUGGAGUCCAUCAAUUUAUAGAACAGAUCAAACCAAUUGCUACAAUAGACACAAAUAAAAAAAUAAUUGCAUUUCAGUUAUUCUCAUAUUUAAGAUGUACAAUCAUAUGUAAUUUCAUUCCUGACAUACAUUCUGUUACUAUAGCCAAAAGGGUAAAACUGCUUGCUUACAACUCCCAUAUGACACAUGCCAAAGGUCACGAACCCUGUAAUUUGUGCUUUCUGUGGGGGUUUUUUGUGUGUUAAUUCCGUUCUUCCUUGUGAACUUGGGUAGCACAUGCAAUGCCUUAAACUAGUACCCUGACUGAGCCAUUUUCAAAUCCACAUUAACAUGUUACCAUGGGUUUUUACUAUUACUAUACUUUUUCAAAAAGGGGGGUGUUGAUGGGGCAUUAAUGUUAUGGCAGCAUACCUACCUAUUGUGGUGGUCAAACUGCCACUUGUAACAAAUAAGGAUUCCUGGGUCAUAGGAAGCUGUAUAUUUUGUAAUGUGUGUUUGUGUUAAUGUAAAUGAAUGUGGAAACCGUUGUCACGUCUUGUUUCUAUGUCAAUGGGAAUGUCAAAUAGUUGAAUAAUUGUUUUAUCACAUUUGAUUAAAUCUGAUCAAAUAUUUUUUUGACUUACUAUAAUUGAUGGAAGUCAACUUUGAGACAAAAGCUAACUGAGGAUAAUUUAAAAUCAAAAGCAUAUUUGAGAAACAUUUACUUGGUAUAACAUUGAAUAGUUGUAUUGUCUGUCUUUAAAACUGAGGACCAUGAAAGGAUGUUAUGUACAAAUCUCUGCCAAUGAUGCUUGUUGAGAUGUACAUUUUGUUGGAAUUCUUCCUUUAAAUGUAAUAUAAUGGGACAAUAAAAAAAAUAAACUUUUGCAAAUU
Esox lucius (northern pike) is the source of this 6388-nucleotide messenger RNA. RefSeq names its product mannosidase, alpha, class 2A, member 1 (gene man2a1). The record is from RefSeq and is a predicted model, not a curated record. The transcript has 22 exons. Gene Ontology annotation, cellular component: Golgi membrane. The coding region runs from base 975 to 4436 and encodes 1153 amino acids. Gene Ontology annotation, biological process: protein deglycosylation; mannose metabolic process; N-glycan processing. Gene Ontology annotation, molecular function: carbohydrate binding; alpha-mannosidase activity. Lineage: Eukaryota; Metazoa; Chordata; Actinopteri; Esociformes; Esocidae.